CCCAACACGUAAAAAAAAUAUCUCCAGCCCAGCCCAUCUUAUACUCUCAUCUUCUUCUCCCUCUAGAACAUGCAUUAUCUCCGUCGAUGCUUUCCUGUGUUUCUUCUUCCGUAUACUAUGUCUCAUAUUUUUAUCUCUUCCAACAAAAUUUAAUCUUCUUUGCCUUAGAUAUCGAUGGAGUUGACCUCUUUUUUAUAUUACUCCUUCGUUUUGGGUGGUUGUUUUUGUAUGGAUCUAUUUCUCCUUGUUCCUAAUUUUUUGGUAUUUUUCGUAUUUGUUUGGGUUAUUCUUAGAUGUCCCGUAUAAUCUAUUUCAUCUUAUUUACGUGUUUUUGAUCGGCGGUCUCCGAUGAUAGACCAAUUUUAUAGAUAUAAGGAUUUUUAGUUUCAUAUAUUAAAAUUUUGCAUAAAUAGUUAUAGAUAUGCAACGCUCAAUUUUCAGUUUUGUUUUUUAUUGAUGAUUUUGUGGAAUUUGGGGUUCUUACAUUUCCUCUAUGUUUUUUAUUAGAUCUGUCUAGGAAGAUGUUCUCUUCCUCGAUCGGAUUCAGAAAGGGUGUUAACAAAGGGAGUUUAUAUAUUUAUUUUAUUAUAUUUGUUAAUCUAAAUCUGGCUACCAUUAAAUUUAACAUACUGGGAUUUUUUUGUUGGGUCAUAAAAUUUCUAUUUGUAUCUCUGUAAAUUUAAUAACCUGAUUUUUUUCAAUUUCUAUAUACCCUACUGCUUUGAUAUCUAUCCAUUUCAACUUAAUCUGAAAAAAACCAUUUAGUUUCUAAAUAUUUCUAAAUAUUCUCUGAUUUUUCAAUUAUUAUUGUUGUUACCAGAUACAAUCUUUAUACAUCAAAACUUGGAAUGUAAUAUAUAUUUUUUAAAAAAUAUGUUUAAGUAUUAUUUGUUUUGCCUGGUUUUUGUGUAUUCUGAUCUCAAUGGUUAAAAGUUAGAUAAUCUACCAUAAAGAUAAUACUUUUAUUUCUUACAGGAGGAAUUUUAUUUAAAUGAAGUGAAGUACAUCAUGUUUGUUCUUUUGUUAAGAAACUGCUUGAGAUGCAAAAAUCUAUAAUGCAAUGAGGUUAGGGCAAAUCUUAGCCUCUAUAGCAUUUUGAAAUGGGCAGGAUCCUGAAAUUAAAUUUUGCAAAGGAAAUAUUAGGUGAUUGUGGAUCACCCAUGCACGUAAAUCUGAAGUUUCAAAGUGGGGUAGUGGCAGUUCAUUCCUGAAAUGAAAUUGGGGCAGUGGCAGUUCAUUUAUCAGUACAUUUGUGGACUACUUGGCUUGAUUUUAUACAGAAUAAAAGAUGUCAUGUACUGAAUUUUACAUUCUCAGUUUCUUUUUUUUGUCCACAAGUGAUUGUAAAUUGUAGUAUUCUAAGAUUUUAUAUGUAAUUGCCACGUGUACCAAGUGAAUCAUGGCCUUUGGAUGACGGAUUCUGGUGGGAAAAUUGGGAAUUGCAAUUGCAUGGAAUUUCUCAUGGGCUUUUAUAUAUAUAGUAGAUUCCACGUUGAAUUGAGUCUUGUUCCUUUUUAUGCAAAAAAAAGAGGUCAUGUGCGUACUGUAAACGGAGUUGUACAUUUUUCUUUUUGUAAUGCUGCACAGUCCUAUCUUACUGUGUUUCCGUAUAAGAGGAAUGGAAACUUUAUUAUUGUCAGAUCAAGAGAAAUGGAUUCACUCAUCAUCUUCUCAUUUGCUGUGUUUCUGUUCAUUCAAGCACAGUCAAUCUCUGCAAACAAAUCAACAUACAUCGUUCACUUUGACAGGUCGUUCAUGCCGGAGUCUUUUCCCACACAGGGACAAUGGUACUCCUCCAUUGUCCACUCCGUCAAACUGGAAACCUCUUCAACAUCAUCAUCAUCAACUGAACCAGCUGUCAAUAACCCAACCAGACUCUUGUACACUUACGAGCACUCCUUCCAUGGCUUCAGUGUAGUGUUGUCCGAGGAUGAGCUGGAAGCUCUAGAGAACACUCCCGGGUUUGUCUCGGCUUACCGAGACAAAACUGCCACUCUGGACACCACCCACACCUUCGAGUUUCUAUCUCUCAAUCAGGACACUGGAAUAUGGCCCGCUUCUAGCUAUGGAGAUGGCGUCAUCGUGGGUGUUGUCGACACUGGUGUCUGGCCGGAGAGCAAAAGCUUCAAGGAUGACGGGAUGACCGAGGUUCCCCACAGGUGGGGAGGGAUAUGUGAGGAAGGAGAACAGUUUGAUGCCUCCAUGUGUAACAAAAAACUCGUCGGGGUUAGGUACUUCAACAAGGGAGUUUCAGCUGCAAAUCCAAACAUUACCAUUGCCAUGAAUUCUGGAAGAGAUUUUAUGGGCCAUGGCACGCAUGCCUCGUCAACGGUUGCUGGAAACUAUGUCGAGGAUGUUUCUUUCUUUGGAUAUGCGCAAGGGGCUGCAACAGGGAUAGCGCCAAAAGCUCGGGUUGCUAUGUAUAAGGUGGGUUGGGUUGAAGGGAUGUGCUCCUCUGAUGUCCUUGCAGGUAUAGACCGGGCCGUUGCCGAUGGGGUUGAUGUGAUUUCAAUUUCGAUUGGAUUUGAUUCGGUUCAUUUGUUUGAAGACCCGAUCGCGAUUGCUUCUUUCGGUGCUAUGGAGAAGGGCAUUCUUGUGUCUACAUCCGCUGGAAAUUCCGGCAUUGUCCCCGGAAAACUACACAACGGAAUCCCGUGGGUCCUAACAUCCGCAGCGGGCUCCACAGACCGUUGGCUAGCAGGGAAUUUGUCUCUGGGAAACGGAGAGGAAAUCACGGGAUGGGCGAUGUGCCUUGGAGGAGAAAAGAACACAAUUCUUGAAAGACUGCCUCUCAUAUACAAUGAUGCAAUAUCUGCCUGCAAUUCCUCCCAGCAGCUUCUCUCCCAUUCUUUAACCAAUGGAAACAUUGUUUGCGACCACACUGACCAAUUGUAUGAUCAAAUGAACAACGCUUCCCGGAGUGGGUUUUCAGGUGGCAUCUUCGUCUCAGAUGAUCCGGCUUUAUUUGAGAGGGCAAACCUGUGCUCAUUCCCUGGAGUUGUGAUAAGCCAGGAAGAUUCCUACAGGGUUAUCAACUAUGCCCGGAAUGGUAGUCCCAACCCAUCCGUUAGCAUCACAUUUCAGCAAACUUUAUUAGGGAGGAAUCCUGCGCCGGUUGUCGCAUCCUACACAUCAGGAGGCCCCGCCCCGAGUUCCCCGUGGGUCUUGAAGCCGGACAUCUUGGCUCCAGGUUCUUUGAUCUUAGCUUCCUGGAUUCCUGGAACCGAACCGUCAAGUUCUUUCAAUAUGGUGUCCGGUACGUCGAUGGCUUGCCCCCAUUCUUCUGCCAUUGCUGCACUCCUCAAAGGGGCACAUCCAGAAUGGAGUCCAGCUGCAAUACGGUCAGCCAUGGUCACCACAGCCGUCCCAUAUGAUAACACAAAUGGCGCGAUUAAAGACUCCGGUCUGAACUACACGGCUGCCACACCUCUGGCAAUGGGAGGGGGACUGGUUAACCCAAACGCCGCACUUGAUCCUGGCCUUAUAUAUGAUGCCACUCCUCAGGACUACAUCAAUCUUUUGUGUUCCAUGAAUUUCACCCAAACACAGAUUAUGAGCAUCACCAGAGCAAACAACUACGAAUGUGGAAACACAUCAUCUCUUGUCGAUCUCAACUACCCGUCCUUCAUUCUGCUGUACACGGGCAAUGAAUCGACUGUGGCAGCGAACCAGACAUUCAAGAGGACCGUUACUUACGUCGGAGAUGGCCCCGCAACGUAUGGGAUUGACCAUGUUGUGUUACCUGCGGAUUCAGAGAUUUCGGUCAAUCCUAAAAGUUUAUCGUUCCAAACGAAGUACGAGACACAGAGGUACUCGCUGGUUGUAAGCUAUAGGGGUAACAGAAGCAGCGAAACUGCAUUCGGAUCAAUUGCUUGGGUUGAUGAGAGUGGUGAUCACAUAGUUAGAAGCCCAAUUGUAAUAUCAUCUAUGAUCCACAUCUGGUGAAUAUUUACAUCAAUUAUCAGAAGACAAGACAGUGCCAUUUCUGGGUAAACUUAGCUUGUUUAUACUUAUGGCAAAGCUAUAUUUGGUUUUACAACAGUUCUCUCCCCUUGAGAGCUUCAAGCGAUCAAGGAUUCUCCUGG
This is a messenger RNA of Cuscuta campestris, 4085 nucleotides long. Lineage: Eukaryota; Viridiplantae; Streptophyta; Magnoliopsida; Solanales; Convolvulaceae. The record is from the annotation of a GenBank genome assembly.